Molecule: messenger RNA, 1668 nt
Organism: Jaculus jaculus (lesser Egyptian jerboa)
Lineage: Eukaryota; Metazoa; Chordata; Mammalia; Rodentia; Dipodidae
Gene: Meiosin
Product: meiosis initiator
Exons: 13
Coding region: 1-1668 (555 amino acids)
Molecular function (GO): protein dimerization activity
Source: RefSeq, a predicted model, not a curated record
AUGGCCUGUAACAUUAGUCCUGAGAUGAGAACAGACACCAGGGAAUUGCCCAUGCUCAGGAAGGAGAAGAAAAACCACACCAGCAAACUCCGAGAGCUAGAAUUGCUGAUCCCCAUGAACACCACAAAGAAGCUGACCAAGAAGGAGAUUCUGCUGCAUGUCCUGAACUAUAUCCAGUACCUCCAGAGAAGCAUCGACGUGGUCAAGGCUUUGCUCAAGCUGCACACCAGUGAGGGCAGAGAUGGGUGUUCAGGGCUGGGUCAAGACCCAUUUACAGGCCCAGCUAGGCGGACACUGUCCACUCCCUCCAGCUCCCCAAGCUCUCAGAAGUCACACCUUCGGGGCACCUACCAGAAACCACGGAAAAAGAAGCUCACCCGCGUGCCAGAAUGCACAGCCUGGACCCCAAAGCCUCGCCGCUGUCUGACCCUGGACCUGCCUGAGAAGCUCCUGAUAUCCCCAGGCCAGGAGGAAGGAAGUGGGGUGACCUCUACCACUCCAAGAUGUCCCCAGUCCUGCGAUCAGCCCAUGGCCACAUUGUCCUUGUCUGGAGGUGAUGGAGGAGGAGUAGCUCAGCUGAUGCUCCUGGAUAUAGCCAGCGAGACCAUCGCCUGUGAUGUCACAAGUGAAUGUUACAUGGUUUGGACCCAGGAUGAUAAGCCUAAUGUUGACAUCGGGACCCAGGGAAAGACUGAAAAGUCCCAUUUUCUCAGCAAGCUACAGCCCUGUGUCAGGCAGGAGCUGGUCUUGUGCGAGUCCGGCAGGGAUGUGGACAACGAAGCCCCAGACAUUGACCCCUGUCUUCUUGCCUGGACCUCCAAGGACAGCCUCAAUGGGAACCUACUGGCCUUGGGGCCUACCCAAAUCAAUAGCUGGUAUGUGACAGGCCACUCGAGCAAGAUCUUAGACCUCAGCCCUUCCCUCUUCAACUCCCCAAGCAAAAUACUGCCAGAUCAUAUCUUGGAAGAUAAAACCUACUUCCUGACAGAAGGUCUCUUUGAAGAGGUGUUCUGUGAAUCAGAGGCUCCCCAGGAGAAGGGCAUACCCUCCGAGGCACCUUCAGGCCACCCUGACACCCACGGCCUGUGCCGGUCCUUGGUCUCCAUAGACCACUGCUACCUCCCGCUGAGUGAGGACAGCAAGGCACCACCCAGCUCGGGCUCUGAGUUCUCAGACACAGAGUCCCUGUGGAGGCAGGAGGACAAGCUGGCCAACCCCGAGUCCUCCAGUGAUGAAGAUGAAGACCACAUAUGGACCCCCAGCCAGCAGGCCUUGGCCCUUUCAAUAGCUGAGAGGAAGAGCAAGAAGGGCCACGGCCCCACAAAGCCCAGGGAGGGCAAGAAAGCCCCCUGCCUGGGCCAGGUGAAGAAGAAGUGUGUCAAUGGCUUCAUCAUGUUCUGCAGGAUGAACCGGAAGCAGUACAUCCGAGCCUGUCCUGGAACUGCAUCCACAGAGGCCACCAAGGAGUUGGCGCAGCUGUGGCGAGUGAUGACCCCUGAGGAGCGGAGACCGUACUGCACCAAGGCUCGCAAGUUCAGCCGCCAGCACAACCGCAUCGUGAAGCAGGAGAACUCCAGCAGCGACGAGGACUGGGACAUGCCCAAGCCCUUCUACCAGCUGCUGGCCGAGAAGGCCAAAGCCUCCCUGCCCGCUCCUCAGUGCCAGUGA